CUCUCUCUGGGUCUCUCCACGCCCCCCAUCUUUCAUCCCAGUCCUCCCAUAGGUUCCAUGCAAAGCACACACACUCACUCACCAAAAUGCCCAGCAAGAGGAAGAAGAACAAGCGUCGCAUGAGGAGGGUGCAGGCCCAGAGGAGAAUCCUUGAAGAGCAGCAUGCAGGCGACCCGCCAGCCAAAGCAGGUCCCGGGAUUGCAUGUGCGCCCCCUGCUGCAGCCCCAAAGAAACCGACUAAGACUCCAGCACCAGCUUCAGUUAGGGCUCCAGCUAAGGCUCCAUCACCGGCUCCAGCUCCAGUUGAGGCUCCAGCUCCAGUUAAGGCACCAGCUCCAGUUGAGACUCCAGCACCAGCUCCAGUUAAGAUCCCAGAAGUUGUUCCCAUUGCUGUCCCCAUUGUGGAGACCCCCAAAGUGGAACCAGAACCUGUCCCAGAGCCCAUCGUAGAGCCUGUUGUUGAGCCCAUCGUAGAGCCUGUUGUUGAGUCCGUCGUAGAGUCCGUCGCAGAGCCUGUCGUGGAGCCUGUCCCAGUCAAGUUAGCGGCACCAGAGCCUGAGGCUGUGGUGUUGGAACAGACUGCAGAAGAGGUUGAGGUUGAAAUCACAGAAGUCCCUGAAGAAGCAUCAGUCAUCGAUACUCCACCCGAGGAGCCCUGCAUAGUUGAAGCUGCGAUAGAACAGGAGGCUGAACCGAUCAUUCCCGAACCAGAAACACAGGUCAUAGCCGCAGCUGACGCUCCAGUAGCAGCCCCUGUUGAGACUGAGCUUCAGACAGAGGAGACCAUAAUCAUAACCACAGAGACCGAACAGACGCUUGAUGUCUGCGAGCCAGAGUCUGAAGUGAAGGCUGAGGCCUUGCCCGAGGAAGAAACGGCCAUUGAUGUUGAGGUGGAAGUGGCUGCCACAGACGAUGUCACCGUACCAGAGCCCGUAAUCGAAGCCACUGAAGAACCAGAGGUUGAAGGAGCACUCACAAGUGACCAAGUUCCUGCUGAAGCAGAAUUCGCUGCAGAGGAAGUGGUUACAGAAAAAGUGGUGGAAUCAGUGGACGAGGUUGUCUCAGUGGUACCAGAGUUAGAACAGGUGACUGAAGCUGUUGUCAGUCCUCCAGCCCUGGCUGAGUGUGAAGAUGAUGAAGCUGAGAUAGAAGUGCUGGCUGAAGAUGCACCUGAUGUCAUCGCAAUCGCAGAGGAUGUUCCUGUCCUAUCUAUGGAAAUCCCAGUGUUGUCAGAUAUCGUCCCAGAGGCUCCGGUAGAAGUGGCUGAAGCCCUCGUAACUGAAAUCAAAGAGGACGUUGCUGACAACCUGGUCGAUGACUUUGUUGUCACAGAAUCAGUUUCAGCAGUAGAGGUCGCCAUUGCCGAGUCUGCUGCUGUCCAGCCGGCAAUUGUGGAAGUGAGUGACGCCAUCAUCACCCAAUCAGAAUCUGUGGAUGUGAUGCCCGCUGAGCCUGCCGCUGCCCCUGAGCCUGCACAGGAAAUGAUCAUUGAUGACACAGCUGAGCAGACAUGUUUGGAUGUGCUGUCAGAAGAGCCUAAGCUUGAAAUCUGUGACAUCCCCUGUCAGAUGCAUCUCGCCGUGGAGGCUGCACAAAAGCUCAGCUCAAUGGAGAUGCCAGUGGAGGCAACGCUGAAUGGACACAUCGUCCCAGAGGUCUCCAUUGAGGGCUAGAUCCGCAUCACACAGCUUGGAAGACCUUUUUUGUCUUUAUUCCCCUUUGGCCAUUUGGAGGACUCAAAGCUUUACAGCUGACCGUGUUCAUUUUUUAGGGCUUACACCAGGAAAUUGAAAAGGACAUCCACACUUUGAAGUGCCUUUCUGGCCCUGGUUCCUGUCUAAACACCAAACCAGAUGUCAACAAGCCAAAAAACCUGCUGCAUUCAAGGCAGCAGAACAGACUGUUGUCAUAAAUGUGCAGAAAUGGAAACCAACAUAUCGUGGCUCCUUUUUUUUAAAUCCGUUUUUCUCCCAGAAUUUGCAUUUACAAUGGAAGCAGAAGUGCUUGAGAGAUGGAUAUUCAUAAAAUGCAAUAAAUGGCAGUGCCGAGAUUUCUUUGCAUGUUCAUCUCUCCAGCACAUCGGCUUCCACACGUGAAAACUGUAGCGUCGGUGAAUGUGGCUAGAGUUGUACUUGGGCCUAUGUUCAUAUAGGUGGGAGGGACAACUUGUUCUGUUUUUUUUUUUGUUUUUUGUUCCACAUUUCAAAGGCUCUUUUUACCCUCAAAGAGACACAUCUACAAACUUCUCCAUAGCCUCCAUUUCUGUUCUCCUCUCUGCCUCAACUAAGUGCCAACGCUACGGUUAGUGUGAUGCUAAAACACAUCCUAAAGCUUGAGUCUUAGGUUUUAUGGCCACUGGAAAAUGACAGGGGACGAGCUGAGAGGUCAUUUACUGUUUCUUUUUUUUUUUCUCUUCACUUUUUUAAAAUUCAUUUUGUAUAGACCAUUUGAUGUGCUACAGUUUUGUGUUCAAAGUCUGAAGGGGAAAUGUAAUGUGAUCUGGUGACGAGUAUCACUGCUGAGCUGUUGUUGGUCCACCUUUGGAAAUAAAGCUGUAACUCAUCGUGA
Messenger RNA from Sebastes umbrosus (honeycomb rockfish), 2568 nucleotides. Its product is annotated as calphotin-like. The record is from RefSeq and is a predicted model, not a curated record. The coding region runs from base 87 to 1673 and encodes 528 amino acids. The transcript has 13 exons. NCBI's taxonomy places the organism in Eukaryota, Metazoa, Chordata, Actinopteri, Perciformes, Sebastidae.